GAGGGGUCAGGUGCUUCACCUGUGCGCCUGUGGACCCUAGCGCCUGCCCCUUCCAGCGCCAUUCAGCCACGCUCCCGCCUGUGUCUUUGUCCAGCGCUGAUCAUCUGCGGUCUUGAACACCACUGAACAGCUCUAGGCCUCCCUGAGCCAUGCAGCCCUUCAGCCCCAUCUUCCUCCUCCUCCUCCUCCUCCUCCUGGAUGGUCUGGGUUCCAAGGCAGCUCCCUCAGCCUCGCUGCCUGUGGGCUCCGAUGCCCAGGGGAUGCUCCCGCCCUCUAGGACACCCGUUGGUGCUCUAGAAAAUUCUACUAGAGAUGGACCUACGCCAGGAUACCCUGCAACCGUUCCUCCUGAGCCCGCAAAGACACCGCCCUCAGCGCCCCAUCGCAUCUCCCUGGGAAACCCAAGUGAGACCCCCGGCCCCAGCCUCUCAGACGCUCCAGAGACCCCAGUGCCCGCCCAGCUUAUGACCUCAGUCACAGAAUCCCAGGAGGCUUCGCAGGCCAGCCCCUCCAAAGCCGCACUGCCAGAAUCUCCUGAGACCCCCAACCCUGACCUGACUGCAGUUUCCCAGUCAGGAGCUCCCGACACCCAAAAACCGAAUCCCUUCGAAGCUCCACUCCCAGAGUCUCCCGAAGCUAAACACGCUGACCCUGUGCCAACUGUACACCAAGACUCCCCUGGAGCCCCCAAAGGAGGUACUCCCCCACUCUCUCCAGGCGAAGGGCCUAAAGCGCCAAGUCCUGAGCCCACCCAGCUCCUCCACUUCAGAUCCCUAGAGACCUAUGGCCCUGGUACCUCCAGAACCCUAAAUUCCGCCUUACCGCCAACCACCCAUCCUGACGCCUCAGAAACACCUCAGCCGUCAUUUCUCAUCACCCACCAUUCCAAUCCCACUGCUGUCCCCCAAACACAGUCCCCCACCACCCCCAAACAAAGCGCAACAGAGGCGGCUGUGGCCUCUGACCUGGAAAUCACCACUAGUCUUCCCACCCAACCAACAGCAGCCUCCAGAGAGGAAGCCACCAUGCCCGGUGAGUCAGGCUUGAGUCCCAGCCCGGGAGCCCCUGCAGCCACCCGAGCUGACUUUCCUGGCCUGUCCACCUCAGAUUCCCUAGGAACCAAAGAGCUCAAUGCACCCCAGAACUCAGGCCCUAAAGGGCCAAACAACGUUCCUCCCGCUGCACGGAUUGCAGGCCCCCCUGCUCCUCCACAACACCCCAGUCAGGGAGCCCCCAGGGAGCCUCAGGCCCCUCAGAGACACAGCCCAAGAGAGACUGUCAACACUAUCAUCGUGGUGGAACGAGUGAAGGAGACCGGGGUGACUCUGGUCAGCCGCCCGCGAGGCUCCAUCAGUGGGGCCCUGUGCCUGUUCCUGGCGGGGACAGGGAUGCUGAUUGGCGUCUUCCUGCUGCUGUGGUGUCUCUACCGCCGAGCCUCCAGACACAGGUCCUUUGCACACCACAGGCUCCAGGAGAGUGGAGACGAACCAGUGCUGCACCUGGAAACCCCGAAGGACCCCUUGGACCUGUACUUCUAUGCCCCUGACGCGUGGGUGCCGUCACACAUCGCCACGCGGCAGCCACCUGCCGCACCGCCCCUGCCGCCCAAGCUGCCCCCGCCACCCCGAGGGCCGCAGCGCCUGGAAGCCCUGUCGCCCUCCGCGCUGUCCCCCAACUUCGCCUGAUGCCCGAAGAGCUGCAGACCUCACCCAGCUUCAGCGCCCAGAGGAACCCCAGAGCCAAGCAGAGCUCCCCAAUAAACCGGCUCGCCCACCA
Mesocricetus auratus (golden hamster) is the source of this 1776-nucleotide messenger RNA. It is a transcript of the gene Gfy, whose product is annotated as golgi associated olfactory signaling regulator. The transcript has 4 exons. The coding region runs from base 150 to 1685 and encodes 511 amino acids. The record is from RefSeq and is a predicted model, not a curated record. Lineage: Eukaryota; Metazoa; Chordata; Mammalia; Rodentia; Cricetidae.